AAUCAUGAUAACGUUUUUGCUUAGAAAUUCAUCGAAGGAAACAGCUUUUUUUUUGUUAGGUUAAUUACGUAACGUUAUAAUUAACAACAUACAUUACGUAUAUUGUAUUACAUUGGACUGAAUUCUAUAGAAUCAUUAUCUGAACUUGGUCAUGGUCUGAGCAUGGUCAUAUAGGGUUUCCACGGUCAUGGAAAUGUAUUAUGAUUUUAAAAUUAUGAUUUUUCCGGGCCUGGAAUAGUCAAAUAAAUCUUAAAACAUUAUGGAAUUUCUUUAUAAAAAUCACAACAACAUUAUUUUUAAAGUUCUUAUCUUGAACAGCUGGAAAAGUCAUGGAAAUUCUUUAGUCUUUGUGACCCCAGAUAGGAAAAAAUUGGGGAUAACUUCAUUUUUAAUUACUAACGCUACUUAAAUGACAUGAAACUCAAAUACACUCUUAAAAUAAAGGUUCCAUAGGGUUUUUUUCCCAGUGAUGCCAUAGAAGAACCAUUUUGGUUCCCCAAAGAACCUUUCAUUGAUCCUUAAAAAAUAACAUUUUUUUUCUUAGUGUGAAGAACAUUUUAAAACCUUUUUUCCACUAUAAAGAACCUUUUGUGCAGUGGAUAGGUCCCAUGAACCUUUAUUUUUAAGAGUGUAGGUUUCUUAUGAAUUAUUACGCCAUGCUGCACAGAGUUUGUAAUGUUACACAACUCAGACAACUAAAAUGAGUCCUCUGAAUAAUGUAUAGUGUUCAGGUUAAGUGCUGAGGGCCUGUGUGGGUCUCGGAUUAUAAUUCUGAUCUGGGGUCUGAACCUCUGUCUCGAAGCAGUCACGUUAUCUGGAUUUAAAAUGCAAACUCUGAGCUGAGAUCAGCUAAAAGCUAGAGGCGAGAGGUUGUUGUUUUCUGGCAGCAGCUACGAGUUUAAUUUUCCAUGAACAAAAGCUUCGAUCAGUUAGUGAGCUCUCUAAUCACUGCUGUAAUUCAUCUGCAGUACAUUUGUUCAGUCAUGCUUUCUUUGAUAUUAAGCUUGAUAUGUGCACAUUUCUCUUAAACUAACUUUCGACUAUAUUUACCCUUUUUGACAGCCAAGGCAUUAUGACACCACUGAACUGAUAUCUAAAUGCAGCUUUCUUAUCAAUCAAAGCAUUUUUGAUGUUCUCCCAACAUUGUGCUGCAUGGAUUUAGUUUUGGAUCAGUAUUCAAUGCAAACGAAUAUCUGAAGCAUGUUUGAGCUGAAGAUUCAUUAAGAUUGUAGGAGUCCAGAAACUUUUUUUUUUUUUUUUUAAAUGAAGAAUGAUUUGUUUCUCAUGAAAAAAAGUAAAACAAACCAACAAAUAGGGCCUGAAUUAAUAAAUACCACUAUUUACAAUCUAAAAUUAGGCUAUGUGUGAAAUGACGUGCAACUUUUGAAUACUUAAAAGUAUUAAAAGUAAAGGUUUAACCAAAAAAAAAAGCAAGAUCAUUUAGAUCACAAACGACACAGGAAGUUAUUUUUUCGAAUUGAAAAGUACGUUUUAUUUUCAUUUUCGGUGGAUAUUGUCGACAGAACUACAACUUCUUACCAAUUCGUUACCAAUUCAUUUAUAAUAAAACAUAAAUAUGCGGCUAUAAAAUACCUAAACAAAACACAAAAGUAGAUUAAACCGAUAAAAGAAGUCUAGAACUUUUGGAAAUCUCAUAUUAUAGUUUUCUGAUUUAAAGCAGGGCAUGGGAAGUCGGUAUGGCUACCUGCUGAUCCACCUCCAUGAACUCCGCAAUCCAGGUGAAAAACUUUCCCGCUUCUUCCUCUUCUCGCAGAAGCCGCGCGCGGUGACUGACAGAUCGACGCGUCCGGCGCUCGUGCUUUCUGACAACUCCGGGAUUUACAGGGGAUUUUAUGCGCCAUCGUUUUAAUAAGCGCCGACAAUUUACAAGAGACACGACAAUCCGCCUAGCAAAGAGACCACUCACUCACACACACACACACACAUACACACACACUCACUUGCUUCAGGCCGGCUGAUCCCGCGGCUUUACGGGUUUAUACUGCUCAGGAAACUCUACUGCAUUUUGGGAUUACACAAAUACCCCUGGACAAUAGUAACAUCGAGUCGACAUCAAGAAGUUUGUAGUCGUCUGUAAGAACAAGCGAGACUUCUGAUUGGCUGUGGUGGGCGGGUCCGCAGGUGUCUUUUGCUCAUAGACGGACAGGCCAUCAAGAAGGUGAUCAAUCUCAAUUCGUCAGCAUUGGCUAUCACCUUAAUAUCACGCGUGGAUACUUUAGGCACCGCAUCUGACUGAGUGCAAACGGACUUUCUGGUCAUAUUGGGAACUUUUGAAGUUUGUGGCUAAUUUGUUUUCUAACAAAUCCAACCAGCUGGAGUUCAGACUUCUCUUCAAAAAAAGUGUUACUUGGUUUUGUGGAUUUUCAGUGGAUCUCAAAGAAAAGAGCACAGAAGACCAAUAAUAUAAGGUGUCUCUCUGGAGCUCAACAAUGAUGUCAUACCUCAAACAGGCCCCCUAUGCCAUGAACGGGCUGGGGCUCAGCGGGGCAACCAUGGACCUCCUCCAUCCCUCUGUGGGAUAUCCGGCAAAUCCUCGUAAACAGAGAAGAGAGAGAACCACGUUCACUCGCACUCAGCUGGACAUCCUGGAGAACCUGUUCGCUAAGACGCGCUACCCAGACAUUUUCAUGCGUGAGGAGGUGGCCCUGAAAAUCAAUUUGCCUGAGUCAAGAGUGCAGGUUUGGUUUAAGAACAGAAGGGCAAAGUGUCGGCAGCAGCAGCAGAGCAGCAGCAAUUCGAAGAUCCGCCCAGCGAAAAAGAAACCCUCUCCGUCCCGCGAGAGCCCGGGGUCAGAAAGCAGCGGUCACUUCACUCCUCCCGCCGUCUCCUCAUCGUCCUCGUCUUCGUCCUCAGGCUCCAACCCCUCCGGUCUUAGCGGAGUGAGUCUGAUCAGCAGCUCGUCCUCAGGAACAACACCUGUCUCGUCCAUCUGGAGUCCCGCUCCAGUUUCGCCACUCCCUGCUCCCUCCUCGCUACCCGACAUCUCCCCCCCGGCCAGCGCGUCCUGCAUGCAGAGGGCCAUCUCGGGCGCCGGGAGCUCCACAGGAGUGCCGUCAUAUCCCAUGCCCUACAAUCAGGCUCCCAGCUACGCCCAGGGCUACCCGACCUCGAACGCCGCCUCUUAUUUUGGAGGCAUGGACUGCGGAUCCUACUUGGCGCCCAUGCCAGGUCACGCCCACCAUCACCCGCACGCCCAUCACACACAGCUGAGCACCGCCCCGCAUCACCACAUCGGGCAGAGUGGCGGGCACCCGCACCACCCUCACCAGGGAUACGGCGGCACUGGGCUGCCUUUCAGCUCCUCAGACUGUCUGGAUUACAAAGAUUACAAAGAGCAGGCUGCCGUGGCAUCAUCAUGGAAACUGAACUUCAGUUCUGCGGCGGCGGACUGCUUGGACUACAAAGACCAGGCCGCCUGGCGUUUUCAGGUUUUGUAAGGACUUCUGAUGUUGUUUACUGACGUUUACUUGUUUGUUUUCCUUUGGAGAAAGUCCCUUCCUAAACAUCGGACACCACUGGGAAGAAGUAGUGACUUUUGUGCCAACUUUUUCCAGCCGUAGGAACAAGGGUUACCAAAGUUUCUUGUGCAUUUUAAAAUCGAGACGGGUUCUUCGUCACCCUCAAUGGACAGAGGAAGAAGCGAGGGCCAAAUAUGUCGCACUCCCGGCACGACGCACUGAACGAAAGAGACACGUGGUGUUUGAAACAAUGAAGGCAAUAAUAAUUUUAUAUAUGAUUUUCUUUACAGAGGAAAAGGUGACUUGCGCCUUACAGCUCAUGUGAGAUGUUAAAAACUAAUUUGCAUUCAUGUUCAUUUAAUAAAUAUAAGCUUA
Molecule: messenger RNA, 3854 nt
Organism: Ctenopharyngodon idella (grass carp)
Lineage: Eukaryota; Metazoa; Chordata; Actinopteri; Cypriniformes; Xenocyprididae
Gene: otx2a
Product: orthodenticle homeobox 2a
Exons: 6
Coding region: 2451-3458 (335 amino acids)
Biological process (GO): multicellular organism development; regulation of transcription by RNA polymerase II
Cellular component (GO): nucleus
Molecular function (GO): DNA-binding transcription factor activity, RNA polymerase II-specific; RNA polymerase II cis-regulatory region sequence-specific DNA binding
Source: RefSeq, a predicted model, not a curated record